This is a messenger RNA of Dromiciops gliroides (monito del monte), 1660 nucleotides long. RefSeq names its product Cbp/p300 interacting transactivator with Glu/Asp rich carboxy-terminal domain 4 (gene CITED4). Gene Ontology annotation, cellular component: nucleus. Gene Ontology annotation, biological process: regulation of DNA-templated transcription. The record is from RefSeq and is a predicted model, not a curated record. The coding region runs from base 344 to 931 and encodes 195 amino acids. The transcript has a single exon. Lineage: Eukaryota; Metazoa; Chordata; Mammalia; Microbiotheria; Microbiotheriidae.
AGAGGGCAAUCGCGGGCCGGGACUGAGGGAAGGCAGAUUGGAUCAGAUCGUAUGCGGAGCUGGACCGGGAGCGGAAAAGCAGCUUCUCCGAGCUGCGGCUUCUUGAGACGGCUUCUGUUGGGUCCUGCGCGGGGGACAGACGGGACGGCACGGGCUUCCUUUGUCCUGGCCGGGCCCCUGCGGAGAAGUUAGGGAAAGGCUCUUGUCCUGGAGUCCCGAUCACUCACUGGGACAGCGUCCGCGCCCCGAGCCGUCCCAGGCUGAGCCAGGGCUGACCCUGCACCCCUCUCUCUUCAGGGUCCUCCAUUUCCCCUCCCCUACCUCUUCCUCAGUCCACGCGCCCAUGACGGAUCCCCUGAUGCUUCCCCUGAGCCACGGAGUUCCGGGGCUGCAGCCUCACCGCGUGGGGGCGGGGAAUCUGCCCACUGGCCCCCAUGUAUUCCGGACCCUAUCCCCCGCUACCGACGGCUUCCCGCACCCCUAUGCCGGGCCGGGCCUAGAGAACGGCGACCUGCGCCCCCGCUCCAGCUCAGCUGUCCAGCUGGGACCCCAGCAGUCAGGACCCGGGACCCUACCGUACCCGGGUCAGCCCGGGCCCUUUCCGGGGCCCCCGCGGCCGCCGCAGCUCGCGGCCAGCCUGCAUAGGCAGAAACUCCACCCGUUCUACCAGAGCCACCCUUCGGGCUGUGCCCUGGGUCCGGGCACCCCGCAGUGCUGGCCAGGCCAGCUGGGCCCACACCUGGCGCCCCCGGCGCUGACCUUGAGCUGCGUGGACGCCGAGCUCAUCGACGAGGAGACGCUGACUUCUCUGGAGCAGGAGCUGGGGCUGGACCGGGUGCAGGAGUUGCCUGAGCUCUUCCUGGGACAGAACGAGUUCGACUGCCUCUGGGACUUUGGGGGCAAACACCAGGCCGGAGCCGUGAGCUGCUGAGGGCCCCAGGGCUCUGACCUUUUCGAGGAUUUCCCGUGCCCUCUCCCCUGGCCAAUUUUAGCAGACAGUCAGGCCUAGCCCAAUUCCAUCUCUUGACAGUUCAGGAGCCUUGCCCCUUGAUCCCUUUUGGCUAGUUUCUGGAGUAAAGCAACUGAAGCUUGGAGCGAGGGGUGGGUCAUAUUUGCGGAGGAGCCCCCGCCAGGAUCUGUGUCCCUGGGGUUCAUGAUUGGGGAGGAGACUUCUCGCCAGCCUAUCCUUAUUUUUCAGAAGGACAAGGGCACAAUCGGGAUUUGAACCCAGCUCUUCUGGCUCUAAGCUCUUUCGCAUCAUAACAGACUACUUGACUGUGGGGGCUGUUUGCUGGAGGGUGGGAGGGGAAUUACAAAUGCCUGCCUUUGUACCCUCCCCUGCUGAACCAUGUUAGGCCAAGGGUCCCUACCAGACCUUUCCUUUCUGCCUUCCAAGACUCCCACCCCCCUCCCCCUCCCCCAAACUGGCUGGAAGGACUACUUAGCAAGGUGGAUCCCUGAACUUCUGUCAGGGGCACGGGCAGGGGGUGAUUGGGUCACUGCCAUAGUUGAACUUUUCCUUCAAGCCACUGGCCCCACGCUGGGGAUAUUUGCAGGGAAUUCCCCAAACUCACGGGUGACUAUGGGUUAAGGUCACUACCCUCUCUCUCUCUGCCAUGCAAGCCAAAAUAAAUGUUUUCUUUCGGGUUUGGAGUCUGCU